AUGCUCGCAGAGGCGGCCGAGGAGGGCGCCGCGGAGCUCGUGAGCGACCGGCCCGAGUCGCAGGUCGCCGACGCUGCCGCGCCGGCCGCGGUGCGCGGGCUGUCAGGCGAGGAGCAGGCUUGCUUCCUGGGCUGGUGUCUCGCCGGCAGCGUGGUGUUGUUCGUGCUCUCGGCGGCCUACGGAGCGCUCAGGGUGUGGGACCAGAAGGUGCGGCAGCCGCGCCUGCAGGCCGAGGUGGAGGCCAAGCGCCUGGCGGAG
Prorocentrum cordatum is the source of this 258-nucleotide messenger RNA. The record is from the annotation of a GenBank genome assembly. NCBI's taxonomy places the organism in Eukaryota, Dinophyceae, Prorocentrales, Prorocentraceae.